AUGAGUAAUAUUGAAUACUCCCAAGUUGGAUUCAUGACGAACCAAAUUCGAGGUAAGCUCUACAAAUUAUCGUCACUAAAUAAUGCGUUUUUAUUUAUUAUUAUUCAAAUAGCAACAUAUGAUGAUAAAAAAAUGAUUACUUCUCUCGAGAAUUUAUCAAAUGAUCUUUUGUAUGAAAUUUUCGAUUAUCUUGAUGGUGGUGAAAUAUACAAAGCAUUUUCAAAUCUUAAUCGAUGCUUCCAAACUCUUAUUACAAGCCCAUCUCUUCUUCUAAACAUAGAUCUUCGUCUUCAAUCAGAAAAUCUCUCCCAUUAUCGUUCUACAUGUAUUGUCACUCCAAACAGACAUCGAAUUACUUCACUUAGCUUCAGUCAUGGAUCUCUCUAUCAAUCGGGUUUAGCAUUCUGUAAUAUUGAUGCAUUAUUUAUCCGACUUGAGUCAUUAAUAUUAGAUAACAUCAAAUCACAGCAACUUUUACCUCUUCUCGCUCGUUUGAUUUCAUUGCCACGUCUAUUCUCAUUGAGUAUAUAUUAUAGUGAUCAUCGUAGCGAAAUCACAAAUAUCUAUCAAGCGAGUUUCAAUUUACCUGUUUUAACGCAUUAUAAAUUACAAUGUUCUUCGCUUGAAUCAUCCAUUCCUCUAUUAACAACAGGCAAACAUAAAUUCAGCAGUAUUCGAUAUCUCGUCGUUGGUCAUUGUUGUAGUCUCGAUGAUUUAAUUGCUAUAGUUUCUUGUACGCCGCAACUCUCUCGUUUAACUUGUCAUGAAGUAAACAGAUCAAGGACAGACAUUGCCAAACAUGUUUAUAACACAAUAAUGAGUUUAACUAAGAUUUUUAUCACUCGAUGUUAUGCGGAAUUCAAUGAAAUGGAAACAUUUUUAACGAAAAUAGCAUCUCAAGUGAAAGUAUUGCAUUGGAAUUGUUUCAGAGAUGUAACAUAUUUGGAUGCAACUCGAUGGGAACGAAUAAUUUCGAAAAAUUUACUUCAUUUAAAUUUAUUUAAAUUUCAGUUUAGUAUUAAUAUUGACGAAAAUCCAAACUCGACUGGUUCACAUGAAAACCGUAUUGAUUUUAAUUCAUUAUUUUGGACGAAACGAAUACGGGAUUUUAGAAUUUAUCUUGACAUAGAUUCUCUCCAGAAGAACAUCAUUGUUGUUUCCGUUAAUUCAUUCAGGAAAGUACGAGACAGCAUUCUGUCGAACCAAAAUGAGUCAAUCAGGUGCUCUCCCAUUGACCAACUAGACGUCCUCAAUAUAACCUCUGGGGUACUUCAUGAAUCUUUUUUCAGCAGGGUAGUGGAGACAUUAGUCAAUUUAGUAAAAUGUCUACCUAAUCUUCGUGUAUUGAUAAUUUUAUCAUUACUACUGAAAGAUUUAAAGUAUUCCAAUUUAAAAAAAACAACAAAUUUUCAUUUGGCAUCAACACAAAAUCAAAUUACCAAAAUCAAUCUCAAAGAUAUAAAUAGUUUAAAUGAACUUGAAAUUCUUCUUGAUCUCUGUCCUCAUAUAGAAUAUUUGGAAGUGAAUUCUAAUAAUACCGUGCCGCCUGAAAUAAUUGUUCGAUUUAUUUUGAUAGAAAAGGCCAAAAGCAUCUCAAAUUUAUCAUUAAUUUGUCUUCAAAUCCCACUGGAAAAUGUAGAUAUCGUUAACAAAUUAAAAAAUAUACUGGAAAUUGAACAAUCGUUUUAUAAUGUCACAAUCAAACAAAACAGCGAUAAAAUUUAUUUACGAUUGAAUUCAUUAUAA
Molecule: messenger RNA, 1746 nt
Organism: Rotaria socialis
Lineage: Eukaryota; Metazoa; Rotifera; Eurotatoria; Philodinida; Philodinidae
Source: the annotation of a GenBank genome assembly